GUCAAGCAUCACGCUAGCCACCAGCAUGCUGUACUCCCCAGCGGAGGCGGUUUUCACCAAUCAGGGAAUGGCGGCUCACAUCACCCACUGCCGCCUCAAAGCCAAGGGCAUGGGCCAACACCACAACGCCCAGAACUUCCAUAACCAGAGCUUUGAGGACCUGCAAGCCACCUGUCUGAGGAAGGGGGAGCUGUUCGAGGACUCCUUUUUCCCUGCCGAACCCAGGUCCCUGGGCUUCAAGGAUCUGGGUCCCAACUCCAAAAGCGUGCAGAACAUCUCCUGGCAGAGGCCCAGUGAAAUCACAAGCAAUCCUCAUUUCAUUAUGAAUGGGAUCAGUCCAACAGACAUCUGCCAGGGUGUACUUGGGGACUGCUGGCUGCUGGCUGCCAUUGGCUCCCUCACCACCUGCCCCAAACUGCUGUACCGUGUGGUACCCAAGGGGCAGAGCUUCAAGAAAAACUAUGCAGGCAUUUUCCAUUUUCAGAUUUGGCAGUUUGGACAAUGGAUGGACGUGGUGGUGGAUGACCGGCUGCCCACAAAGAAUGGCAAGCUGGUGUUCGUGCACUCGGCUGAGCGCGCUGAGUUCUGGAGUGCCCUGCUGGAGAAGGCAUAUGCCAAGCUGAAUGGGUCCUAUGAAGCUCUGUCGGGGGGCAACACAGUAGAGGGCUUUGAAGACUUCACAGGGGGCGUGACCUAUAGCCUCCAACUCCAGAAGCCCCCUCGGAACCUGCUGAGGAUUCUUAGGAAGGCCAUAGAGCGGUCCUCCCUCAUGGGCUGCUGCAUCGAAGUCACCAGCGACAGUGAGUUGGAGGCCAUGACCCAGAGGAUGCUAGUGAAAGGGCACGCCUACUCCGUGACCGGCCUCCAUGAUGUCUUCUACAGAGGCAGGACGGAAACCCUGAUUCGGGUCCGGAAUCCCUGGGGCCGGAUCGAGUGGAAUGGAGCCUGGAGUGACAAUGCCAGCGAGUGGGACAAAGUGGCCCCAGAAACCCAGAAACAGCUGCUUCAGAAGAGGGAGGAUGGGGAGUUCUGGAUGUCCUACCAAGACUUCCUGGACAACUUCACGCUCCUGGAGAUCUGCAACCUGACGCCUGACACGCUCUCUUGGGACGACAGGGGCUGUUGGCACACCACCUUCUGCGAGGGCAGCUGGCGGCGGGGCAGCACUGCGGGGGGCUGCAGGAACCACCCCGACACAUUCUGGACCAACCCCCAGUUCAGGAUCUCUCUCCCGGAGGGGGAUGACGACCCAGAGGACGACGAAGUUGUCUGCACCUGCCUGGUGGCCCUGAUGCAGAAGAACUGGCGACGGGCACGGCCCCUCGGAGCCCAGCUGCAGACCAUUGGAUUUGUCAUCUACUCGUUUCAGAACAUCCAGGAUACUCGCUUGAAGAAGGACUUCUUCAUAAAGUAUCAGGACCAUGGCUUCUCAGAGAUCUUCACUAAUUCGCGGGAGGUGAGCAGUCAUCUCCGGCUGCCUCCGGGGGAAUAUGUCAUCAUUCCCUCCACCUUUGAGCCACACAGAGAUGCCGACUUCCUGCUACGGGUCUUCACAGAAAAGCACAGCGAGUCCUGGGAACUGGAUGAAGCCAACUGUGCUGAGCUACUCCAGGAGGAGAAGUUCUGUGAGAAUGACGUAGACCAGGACUUCAUACAUUUGUUUGGGAUAGUGGCAGGAGGAGAGGACAAGGAGAUAGGCAUGUAUGAGCUACAGAAGCUGCUCAACAAGGUGGUCACCAAAUUCAGAAACUUCAGGACCCAGGGCUUCGGCCUGGAUGUGUGCCGCUGUAUGGUCAACCUCAUGGAUAAAGAUGGCUCUGGCAAGCUAGGGCUUCUGGAGUUCCAGAUCCUGUGGAAAAAAAUCAAGAAAUGGACGGACAUCUUCCGAGAGUGUGACGAGGACAACUCAGGCAGCUUGAACUCCUAUGAGAUGCGCUUGGCAAUUGAGAAAGCAGGCAUCAAGCUGAAUAACAAGGUGAUGCAGGUGCUGGUGGCCAGCAUACUUUCUAUCCAUGGACCCCAAGAACACUGGCUAUAUUCGCUUGAAUCUGAACCAGUGGCUGCAGACAACCAUGUGGGGAUAGGGGAGCCCCAAGAGCCCGGCGCCCACCACCACCACUGCAGGGCUCCGGGCUCAGGGGCAGGGCACUCCUUACUGCUCUCGGCUCCGCAUUCCCUGCCAAUGGAACGGGCUCCAGGUAGUGGCACCUGGGCCCCUUACUCCAGCACCAGGCCGUCCAUUGCCCACCCCCCCCCCCCAGCCCAAAGUGUUUCUCUUUUUCCCCAGCCAGCUUCUGGUGGCUGGAUUUCCCCCAGUCUCUCUCCCUCUCUGAGUAUAUUCUACUGAAGAGUAAGUGCCACUUCCCCAGUGGCUGUGGAGGCUCUCCACACUUUCCUGCUCACACAUACCCGCUGCCUACCUCUCCAGGCUUGGGCCCUCCCUUCUCUCCCUCACUUGGGGGCAUUGUUAUAAUAAACAGCCAUUGCCACUGG
Acinonyx jubatus (cheetah) is the source of this 2493-nucleotide messenger RNA. It is a transcript of the gene CAPN11, whose product is annotated as calpain 11. Gene Ontology annotation, cellular component: cytoplasm. Gene Ontology annotation, biological process: proteolysis. Lineage: Eukaryota; Metazoa; Chordata; Mammalia; Carnivora; Felidae. Gene Ontology annotation, molecular function: calcium ion binding; calcium-dependent cysteine-type endopeptidase activity. The transcript has 21 exons. The coding region runs from base 26 to 2347 and encodes 773 amino acids. The record is from RefSeq and is a predicted model, not a curated record.